UCGGGAGAGUUAUUAUGUGAAAUGAAUACAUGUACAAACAUUUUACUUAAGUAGCAUUUUAAAUACUUUCACAUUACUUACAAGUAUUUUUUUUUUUUACAAUGCCGUGUUAGUACUUUUACUUAAAAGUAAAUGAGCUAAACAUCCUUUACCACUCCACUGUACUUCAGACUGCUGCAGUACCGUCUAUGGUCGUUGGGGUCGCUGUGGGCGCAGUUGCUUUUCUGGAAUGCCCCGGAUAAAACCAACAUGAACCGGAAGCACUACACAACGGCCAUGGCCAGCAGCAUGUAGCCGACUUCAUUCACAACAAAUAUCGUGUAUUAAUUCUGCUAUUUUAACUGUUUUUUUCAAGAGUUCACGUAUUUAUUUUUUUAAUAAGCGGACAGAUAAAACAUUAUACCGGAGAUGGGAGUCCCGGCGUUUUUCCGUUGGCUUAGCAGAAAAUAUGCGUCAAUCAUUGUGCAUUGUGUUGAGGAGAAGGGUAAAGAAUGUAAUGGAGUUUGUGUUCCUGUCGAUACGACAAAGCCGAACCCCAACGAGGUGGAAUUCGACAACUUGUACUUGGACAUGAACGGGAUCAUUCACCCGUGUACACAUCCAGAGGACAAAGCCGCCCCUAAAAACGAGGACGAGAUGAUGGUCGCCAUAUUCGAGUACAUCGACCGUCUGUUCAACAUCGUGCGACCCCGGAGAGUUCUCUACAUGGCCAUCGAUGGAGUGGCUCCGCGGGCCAAGAUGAACCAGCAGCGCUCUCGGCGGUUUCGCGCCUCCAAAGAAGGCGUGGAACUGCUGGAGGAGAAGGAUCGCAUCCGGGAGGAGGUCAUCGGGAGAGGAGGUUAUCUUCCACCGGAUGAGGUUAAAGAGAGAUUUGACAGCAACUGUAUCACUCCAGGAACAGAGUUCAUGGACAACCUGGCUCAGUGUCUUCGAUACUACAUCGCAGACCGACUCAGCAAUGAUCCGGGAUGGAAGAACAUCACGGUCUUGCUGUCUGAUGCCAGUGUUCCCGGUGAAGGAGAACACAAGAUCAUGGACUACAUCAGGAGACAGAGAGCUCAACCGAACCACGACCCCAACACACACCACUGCCUGUGUGGCGCUGAUGCUGAUCUGAUCAUGCUGGGUCUGGCCACCCAUGAGCCAAACUUCACCAUCAUCAGAGAGGAGUUCAAACCCAACAAACCUCGACCCUGUGCUCUCUGUGGACAGAUGGGUCACGAGAUCAAAGACUGUCAGGGGACGCCGAGAGAGAAGCAGGGACAGCACGAUGAGUUUGCAGACUCGAUGCCGGUGUCCGAGCAGGAGUUCAUAUUCAUCAGGCUGUGUGUGCUGCGGGAGUACCUGGCCCGAGAGCUGACGAUGGCCAGCCUCCCGUUCCCCUUCGACUUCGAGAGGAGCAUCGACGACUGGGUCUUCAUGUGCUUCUUUGUUGGGAAUGACUUCCUGCCGCACCUGCCGUCCUUAGAGAUCAGAGAGGGAGCGAUCGAUCGACUGGUCAACAUCUACAAAGACGUCGUGCACAAAACCGGAGGCUACCUGACGGAGAACGGCUACGUAGAAUUGGAGCGGGUGGAGCUGAUCAUGCAGGCGGUGGGCGUGGCCGAGGACAACAUCUUCAAGAAACGCAAAGAGGACGACGAAGGCUUCAAGAGGAGAAUGAAAGACAAACGAAAGAGGAUGAAGGCGGAGCAGCGAGGCCCCGCCCACCUGACCUCGGGCCAGUUCGCCCCUCAGGCUCUGGGGAGGAGAGACCGACCUGAGGCUGUCCAGAACGCCCGGCAUCAGGCCUUCGACAUGCGGAUGCAGCACAACAAGGAUGCUGCUCAGUUCCUGAAGGCCUCCAUAAAGAACAGUGGCAAUUCAUCUGCAGGGCCGAGCGGCGGCGCCGACAACAGGGGUGUGAAGAGGAAGGCUGAGGACAGCGACAGCGAGCCGGAGCCCGAAGACGUCGUCAGGUUGUGGGAGGACGGCUGGAAGCAGAGAUACUACAAGACUAAGUUUGAUGUGGAUGUGAGUGAUGAGGACUUCAGGAAGAAGGUGGUCCGGUCCUACGUGGAGGGUCUCUGCUGGGUGCUGCGCUACUACUACCAGGGCUGCGCCUCCUGGCAGUGGUACUUCCCGUUCCACUACGCUCCGUUUGCCUCCGACUUCAAAGACAUCAAAGGGAUGUUCACGGACUUUGACAAGGACACCAAACCGUUCAAGCCACUGGAGCAGCUGAUGGGAGUGUUUCCCGCCGCCAGCGGCAACUUCCUGCCCGCCACAUGGCGGAGCCUCAUGAGCAGUCCGGAUUCUUCCAUCAUCGAUUUCUACCCCGACGACUUCGCUAUUGAUCUCAACGGCAAGAAAUACGCCUGGCAGGGUGUGGCCUUGUUGCCUUUCGUGGAUGAAAGUCGGCUGAGGGCGGCUCUGGACGACGUCUACCCCGACCUCUCACCUGAGGAAGUGAGGAGAAACAGUCUGGGCAGCGACGUGAUGUUUCUCCAGAAGUCUCACCCGCUCUCCGACUUCAUCCAUGAACUCUACCGCACAGAAUCUCAAGAGGGCACUGAGAUCCCUGCGGAGCUCUGUCAUGGGAUCCUGGGUACGUUAAAUCUUGACGACAACCCAAUUCUACCAGACGAGCUGGUGACGUCACCCAUCCCAACGCUGCGGGACAUCGAACAGAACCACGCCAUCGGGGUGAAGUUCAAAGAUCCGUACUUUGCAGCCGACUUUGUGUUCAAGGCGGUCCUCCUUCCUGGAGCCAAGAUACCCAACAAGGUGCUGAAGCCGGGGGACUGGGAGAAGGGCAACAGAGAACCAUGGAGACCCCAGCUGGGCUUCAACCAACACAGGCAGCAGGCUCACCUGGACCAGUCCGGCUUCAGGGCUCUGGGUCACAGUGUGAACAGAAACCGCGGUGGACAGUACAGCAACGCCCCGCCACCCAACAUGUACCAACAAGGAAGCUACCGUGGUGCACACAGCGGAGGCCACCAGUCGUUCCAACAAUCCAGGCACAACAGUUUACUGGGAGCGCCUCCUUCCUACCAGCAGUCCCAGUACCCAAGGUGAGUCGGGCCGGUUUGUCUGCUUCGUGAGAAAAUCAAUGUUGUUUUCUGGUUAGUCGCUGGAAGUUCAUGGUUAGCAUGCUGGACGUUACAACUCUUCAUCUACAGAAAGAAAAAGUAAAGAGACAUAUUUUUUCAUCCGUCUAACUCAGAUAGGGUUUAAUCUUUGUUACUUUGUCAGCCAAGGUCUUCAUCGACCCCGCCAUUGAAAGUUGGUUUCAUUUUGUGUCUAUUUUUGAUGUAAUUUAACCUUUUCCUCAAACUUCCCUGUGUUGUUGUACACUCAGUGAACUGAAGGUGUCUGUUUUUUCCAGCCUUCCUCCGUCGGGGGUUUCUUUUUUUCUCCGUCGCUCUAAAACAAAUUUCUCUGGAGGAGGUUUGUGCAGCUUAAUGAGGCAUCACUAAUGCUGCUGGUUGAUUCUGGCUCCAGACCUUCCUCCUCUCACAAGUUCCUAAUCAGGUUCUAUCAGUUCAACUUUUCAGGCCCAUUGUGGCUCCGAGUCACCUCGGGUCAGUAGUUAUUAAGCAGCGGCUGAAGAAACAGUUUCUUUAAACUACUCGGGAACCGGACCAAAUAAAUGAAAUGCAGGGGAGGAACUUUAGAGGAGAGGGGAUUACCGGUUUAGUCCGGCUCUGGUCCCGAGUGUGACAUGGUUCAGUAAUGAGGGAUGGGGGGGGGGGGGGCUCCGAGUUCCUUCUCUUCUUCUUUUGUUCCUGAGACUUUUAAUAUCACUGUUGCUUUGACGCAUUGUCAGGCGCCGUGUUUUUUUGUUUUUUUUUGCCGACUCUUCGCUCGGUCCCACGGACGGAUCCGCUCCGUAUGUGAAUCCGCUCCGUUUCAUACUCGGCUCGUUCACGUUAAGUCGUCGGAGAGGAGAGCAGCUUCUCGUCUCCGUCCGGAGGUAAACGCCCGGCCGAUGGGGGCUUUAGGGAGGUCAAAGGUCGCCUUGCCUCAGAAGGUCCAGCAUGUUUAUCUGCGGGAUGGACGUUCAUCAUCUCAACUCCAGCAGUCCUGUUUUAUUUAUUAGAAAGUUCAACAUAACUUCUGAUCCAUUUAAACUGUAUUUUAUUUAUUUAUUUGUUUUUGUUUAUAAGAGCUGCAGCUCAUGAUUAAUAAUGAAUGAAUCUGCUGAUUAAACUUCAUAAAAGAGAGAAAAGAAAUGACCUCUUUAAGCAGCAAAGUCCAAAAACCCAGAAAGAUAUUCAUUUACGAUAUGAAAGUGAGACGCUCCAAACAGAAUAAUCGAGGCUCCGAUUAAUCAAUUAUCUAUAAUAGUUGCUGGUUAUCGUUCUGUUGACCAACAAACCCUUUCAUCUUUAGAUCUUUUGUUUCUACUUAUUAAAUACUGACGGUCGUUUUAUUACAUGAACCAGACGUUCAGGUGUUCUAUUAUCACUAAUAUAGAUUAAAGACUAAGUCGAGCUUUUGAUUGAUGACACUUCAAACCAAACCUCUUAAUCCACGUUGGAUUAAACGCUCUGAUGACGUCACUGUUAGAUUAAAAGCUUCUUUAGAUAAAUAAGAUCAAUCUGAUAUAAUGAAGUUAUUUUGUGAUUCUUAACCGAAGAUGAAGCAUCGACAGAUUCUGGGAUGUUUGAAUUUCCGCUUCUCCUUCUUCCUCGUCUUCUUCUUCCUCCUCCUUUUCUUCUUCUUCUUCCUCCUCCUUUUCUUCUUCUUGUUCUUCCUCCUCGAAGGUCUUUACAUCCUCUUCUCUCAUUAUAUCUGUAUUGAUUACAGAUGAUGCUAUCAGUGUAUUAAACAGUUUUUGAUAAUUAACAGU
Messenger RNA from Anarrhichthys ocellatus (wolf-eel), 4837 nucleotides. RefSeq names its product 5'-3' exoribonuclease 2 (gene xrn2). Gene Ontology annotation, biological process: nuclear-transcribed mRNA catabolic process. Gene Ontology annotation, cellular component: nucleus. The coding region runs from base 409 to 3060 and encodes 883 amino acids. The record is from RefSeq and is a predicted model, not a curated record. Gene Ontology annotation, molecular function: zinc ion binding; RNA binding; 5'-3' RNA exonuclease activity. Lineage: Eukaryota; Metazoa; Chordata; Actinopteri; Perciformes; Anarhichadidae. The transcript has 29 exons.